Messenger RNA from Carcharodon carcharias (great white shark), 4246 nucleotides. RefSeq lists its product as uncharacterized. Gene Ontology annotation, molecular function: RNA binding. NCBI's taxonomy places the organism in Eukaryota, Metazoa, Chordata, Chondrichthyes, Lamniformes, Lamnidae. Gene Ontology annotation, biological process: protein ubiquitination; Notch signaling pathway. The record is from RefSeq and is a predicted model, not a curated record. Bases 113 to 3907 code for a protein of 1264 amino acids. The transcript is spliced from 6 exons.
ACUUUCACUUUCGAUUGUUCCAUUCUAGUUGCGUUUACAUUUUCACCCCCCCAACCCCCUCUUUUUUUUGGAUGCCGAUGCGAGGGGUAGAUGCACAGCAGCAGAGUUUAAAAUGGAUAGAACCAUCCAGGUGUCUGCUCUACCCACACGUAUCUCAAAACAGAGCCUUGAAGACAAACUUAUGAUUCAUUUCUUACGAUCCAAGAAUGGAGGAGGCGAGAUAAUCGACAUACUGUUCCCAUCUGAGUCAGCAGCGUCUGCUCUCAUUAUCUUUGAAGAGGCAGAAGUGGCUCAACGGAUUCUCCGAGUUGGAAAUCACGUUCUUGAAAUUAAUGGGAAGCAUCAUAAACUAAAAGUAGAACCUGCUUGUACUGAGAUCAAAGUUGAUCAGGUCAUCUGCCAUGUUUCUAUGACAAUAGAUUAUGGAAAACUUCUAGGAGGAAAAAGAUUAAUGAGCCAUUUUCAGAAGACACACAGAGAUAUCCACUUUAACUUUGAUCAGAAAGCAGAACAGUGCAACGUUUCUGGAACGUUUUCAGCCAUACAGGAACUGAGUGGAGGAAUUCAUCAUUUGCUCAAUUUAAAUCCCAACCAAACCAACAGUGACUCUUAUGAAAAUGAGCAGCGCCAUCACAAUAGCUCACAAAGCAGUACUUUAGGUAGGUCAAACAGCAUUAAAAAAGCUGCUCGGAAAUCAAAUGCAGACUCCAGUGCCAAGGGGGAGCAUCUAGAAUUGCAAGGAUUUGCGCAUGGUGGUGUUGGAAGAGACGCCGACCUGCAACAAGGCAGUGAGAUACAGACGAGGAAUUUUGAAGAUUACAUUUUAUUGAUGGAUUCUGAUAUUUAUGGGUAUAUUCAGAAAUUUUGUAAAGACAGGUAUCAAAAUAUUCUGCAUCAGCACCCUGUGAAGAUGUUGGAUUUUACCAAUGAAGACAUCACCACCUUAAUUUUACAAGAGUCUUCUGAUUGUCCAGACAGCAAAGCAUCACUGUUCCAAGCACAUCAAGAACUUUCUAAACUCUACCAGGACUUUGAGUUCAGGCUCCGCAAGGAACAGAUUGACAAGAAAGAUAUAGCUUCUGAUAUCACUGUCCUACAGAAUAUCUAUGCAAGCCUUCAGGUGCAGUUCCCCAAAAUAAAUUUCAGUGAAAACAUAAACAAUUUUUACCUAAUAGGCACUUCAGAUGAUUGCUCUCUAGCUAAGAAAUAUCUACAGGAUUUAAAGGAAGAACUGGCAGCAAGAUCUCAAAAAGGAAAACAUCCAGCUUCAAGAAGAGACUCUGAAAGUCGUCGGGCUAGUAUCAGUAGUAUACCUCAGCCCCUGCAAGAAUUUGAUGGCAGUGAAUUUUUAGGAGUCUCAAAGGCAGAUGCCAGAAAAGAUCACAAAUUGGCUCCAACCUUCAGCGGUCUACAGGAAAAAGUCAGUCCUUUGCAGGCAGGGAGGAGACUAGCUGAAAGCGAUUGGAUUCCACAUGCAGCUGAUAACUUAAUGACAGGCCUUAGUGUUGAGACUAGUCCACAGGAUACCGAGUAUCAGUUGAAUUCAGAAAUGCAGCAAAAAGCCAGGCACCAUAUGAUUGACAAUGAGAUGUUUACUUCUGCUGACAGAGCAUUAACUGGUGGAAGAGGGGAGUCUGUUGUACCCAACAAAACUAGGGAAGACUCUCUUAAGACGUGCAAAGACUUUUCUGUAUUAAGUGGUCAGUCCAACGAAUUUAAAAGUCCUGACAAAAUAGAUGAUGACAUUCUGUUCAAGGGACACGAAGACUCUUCAAUUGUUGGUACAAAUAAAGGAGACAAUUUUUUCCAAUAUGCCAAAAGUAACAAAUCACAUGGUCCUAUCAAGCCAUAUCACUUUGAAACAUCAGCAGGUACCCUCUUUCACCAGGGAGACCUACUAGGCAACAUACAGACACUCCAGUCUGUGACUCCUCCCAAAGGUUCAGAAGGUCGUCCAGCCAAACCAUCACUGAGAAGAACCAGCAGCUUUUCUGAAUAUUUAAAAUCAAAGCAUUCCAGAGAAGUUAGCAACAGUUUCCAGGGAGUACCCAAAAUCAAUCCUGUUGAACAAGUGCACAUUACUCAAGAGUUUCCAAUAGAGUCAGUUGUAUGGUCUUACCUGAAGGACAUCUAUGAUUCUUCCAUUAGAAGCAUUGGUACCAAAACUGAAGUUGUGAUGAAUGAACAGAUUCAGGGAGAUAUAACAGUCUUAAAAUUAACAGCAUUUAAUAAAGCCAAUAUCACAGCUGCCAAGCAGGACAUUUUGUCACUUUAUACAUUGGUAAUGAAACAUUUGGUUCAACAAUUCCUUCCAUACACAGACCUCGGCAUUGAGGACUACAGUCAGAAAGCAGUGGAGCAGUGGUACAACUGUCUGAAAAAUAAGUUUCCAGAAGUAAAAUUCAUUAUGGCACAGACAGGUUUCAAAAUUAUUGCCACAUAUGAACAUUGCACGAAAGUAAUAGAAACCUUUAAGUCCAAGUUAAAGGGUCCAUUUUCCUCAACAGAUAUAGUGUCCAUCUCAGCUUCUAAUCCAUGCUCAUUCAUUGGCACAGAAACCUUCAAAGGUACAGAGGGAAAGGACCUUAGCGAAUUUACAGCACAUUCUUCAUCAUUGAAGCAGGAUUGUCAUGGUGGUAGGAAGCCAAAUGGCUUUGAGACUCCAGUACACCUCGUGGAUGAGACCAGUCCAAAAAAAGGUGCAAAAACAAAAGAGCAUCUUGUAUUUCAGACGGAUCGAGUGUUUACUGAAGCUAUAGGUCACAGGAAGGGAGCAGGAAAUCCCAAAAAGAAUUGUAAUUCUCAGCCAGACAUGGAAGAGGGGGAGAGUCCAAAGAAUCAGAAGUAUUCAAAUGAGAACGAUGGCCGUGCCUCAAAUUCAAGGCAGGAACACAAUCUACUUAUGGAUCAGAAGAAAUCACCAAAAGCUUUUGAUGAAUACAGUGGUUUGGGGUUUCAUGAUCAGGGUGAUUAUAAAAGUCAGAAGGUGAUCAGGCACAUUGGAGAUGGAGAGGGAGUCAAAGCAAAGAAGGCAUUGCCUGAUAAAUUCCAUUUUACAGCCAACAAGGUGGUGAAGGAAAGCCAUUGGUACACUAGAGAAGACAGCUUGCAUUGCAAUAAACAUGACAGUGGCGCACAGUCAUUACCAAUAUUUUCUUACACUAGUACAGCAGGGUCACAACUAAAUAGAGAUGGUCCACAUGCUUCUGAGUCAGCUACAAAUUCAGGAGACCAAUCACAAGAAAAAUAUUCGCAGCAGCAAGAUGAGAGCAAUUUGACAGUUUCACAAGAAAGGAAAACUUCGAGAAAUUCUCAGCAAAAUCAACCCAGAGGUCCAGCCAUAGGAUUGGAUGCACAAGAACUAAACAAAUCAGCCAAGUCUUGCAGUGGCUGUAAGAAAAGUGCUCGGUUAUUAAAGUUGGAUUGUGGUCAUGGUUCGUGUGAGGAGUGUUACACAAAUUUACAAUCAUUUUGCCCAGCAUGUAAUCAAAUGGUUCCCUCAAUUAGAAAUGAAAGCUGGUGUCUGGGUAGCAUGGAUUGGACAACUUUGAACAUUAGUUUAGAUGGAUUUUACAAAGACCUGACUUUGAAAAUAACCUAUAAGAUCCCUGAUGGUAUUCAAAGGGGAUGUGAUCCAAACCCAGGAGAAACAUUUACAGGAGGUUUGUUUAAAGCCUAUUUGCCGGACAAUUGUAAAGGAAAGAAGAUCUUAAAAUUGUUAAUAGAAGCCUUUAACAGAGGUCUGACCUUCAAAAUAGUAUCAGCUCCCUCAGGAUUGCCACAAGUGACAUGGAAUGACAUUCCUCAUAAAACAAAGAUAACUGGAGGAAGAUCUGAGCAUGGUUACCCAGACUCAAGUUAUCUGAAGAAUGUUUUGACAGCUUUGGAGAAACAUGGCCUUCAAUGAAGUCAUAAGUACAAUACCAAAAUCAGUGGAGGUGGCAUUAUUAAUGUACAUAUUCUAUUACAGGCUUAUUGCAUUCUGUUUUUUCUUUAAAUCUGCUAUUUAAGGAUAAUUGAGAUGUCAAGGAAAGCAAGUCUAACAUGUGGAGGAGAAAAGUUGUACAAAACAAAUGGCUUUUAUCCUGCUUUUUGCAGAGAUUGUUUAGGAUUCCCAAAUGCUGGAUUCAAAAGGAGUUAAACAUCAUUCCCAGUAGUUUAGACUGUGUUUUACACGGACAAUGACAAAUGACUAAUUUUACUGAGUUCUGAAAUUAAAUUUGUAAUAUAGCACUAUUCCCAAAAA